GUGGAGGCGCGAUUGGCGGAGUUGGAGAACACGGCGACGGGCGCGAACGCGCAGACGCACAGGAUAUCGCAGCAAGAGUACGUGACGCGGUUGCACAGGCUGAACGAGGACAUCGCGAACGCGUGGUUGGCGGAGGAUCGGGUGAACGCGCUGAAAUUGUGCGUCAAGGUGGCGAAACUGUUGGGCGACACAAAGGUCGGGAAGUUUUAUCCAGUGCUGUUCGUGCUGGUGACGGAGGUGAUCGAGACCGUGGGUCGGUUGGUGUACGAUCGGAUAUUGCGGAAAUCCGAGGAGUCGACGUCGGAGGGGGGGACGAAGGCGUUGCCGGAGGACUUUAAGGCGUCGCGCGUGAGAACGGUGGCGAAGAAUACGUGCAGAAAUUGGUUUUACAAAAUCGCCACCAUCCGGGACAUCGUGCCGCGGAUUUACAUGGAGCUCGCGCUAUUUAAGUGCUAUAGAUUCAUUCAAGACGAGCCGCCGACGGUGCAAAUACGACGACUGAUGAAGAUGUCUCGCGGAGUGGCGGAUCCGCUCGCGGCGGCGUACGUUCGCAUGUACAUCGCAAAGUGCGCCCUGGCGUACGGCUGCGAGACCGAAGACAGCGCGAUGACGUUGGAAAUAUUGAAAGAGUUCAUGCCGUCCUACGUGAACGUGCUCGACGAGACCGCUGACGAGGACCCAGCGACAGCUUACAUUUUCCGGCUCGGCUUGCGCCGAACCGAGUACUCGGAACUCAUGGAUCCCGCCAUGGAGUGGCUAAUCGAGUGUUGCGCGACGAACCCCAACCCGUCGCUGCUGCAUAAAGUGCUGUAUAUGGGCGGUGAAACUCCGCCAGUGCCGUUCCUUCGCGCCGUGUUUCGCUCCUUGUCGCCGACGGUCGUUCGCGAAAACGCCCUCAAGCUCAUCGCGCUCGUGGGCGCGACGUCCACGGAUGAAGAUUCACUCGAGCAUAGGGACGCCAUGGCUGAUUGCUAUCGAACCCUCGUCGAUAAGUUUGAUGUCAUCGCGCCAAACGAAGGCGAUCGGUUGGCGAUAUUAGGCGACGUUUGGCGCGUCGUGCAGAAAUGGACUCACGUGGAACCGUAUUUGCGCGUCGCCGAGCGGUUUUUGCUCUACGUCAUCAAGUAUCUCGCGCAAGGUGAACUUGAGACGUUGAUGAAGGACGUUGCGAGACACGUGCACGCACACUUAGCCCAAGCUAAAGAGCGCGAGCCGACGAAAUCGGCCGAAUUACCCGCCGAGGCGAUGCGCUGCGUUGAGCGGGCGUUACGCGUCGUCACCGAUCAAUUUCGCGACGUCGAUUACCUCGUCUCCUUGAAGUGGUACGUGUACCUCGGCGAAAUAUUAGGCGGUGAAGCCAAGGUGAAAUUUAGCGCCGCUCUUCUGAAGUGUGGGUCGAGCGCUGGAUCCAUCUCGGAUCCCAUGUGUUUGCACACCCUGCUAGAAGCCGCGAGAACGGUACACGACGAUAUCGACGGCAUGAGCUCGGAAGAAUCGCGCGCCGAAGCUGAAAGCUUGGUCGUGGACUUCAUCAACAACGUCAGCUUUGCCGGUGACUUCGAGGCGCACUUGAACUUCCUUGUCACCGCUCGAAGCGCGUUCGCAAACUUGGACAUGGCGCAAGAAAUUUUAGUAUACCACGCGAUUUCUCUGAUGACGAGUGUGUACGAGCGCGUGGGCGUCGAACACACGAACAAGACGAAAGCCUUCGUCAACGCCUGCACGGCGUACUGUCAAAUCACGAUACCCAGUGUGCGUGGAGUCAAUGUUCGCCUACAACUGUUCAUGCUCACCGCGCAAGCGGCGAUCGUGCACGGAUUGAUUCAGCAAGUGGAUGGUCUGAUUCGCAGCGCGGUGACGGAUGCGCAAGAGAGCGGCGGCGAAACCGCCGUGGGCGGAUGGAUCGAUCUUCCCACCGAUCGCGCCGGCGCUGAGAUGCUAGAUUUCGUUCGGCGAUGCAGUGCUCUUCUCGUGGUACAGCCAGGGAAUUUAGAAAAAGGAGCAUUCUUGGUCUUCCGCGGGUUGAUGAAAGUCGUGGAGGAUUUCGAUUGGGAGCCGUCGAGCGCCGACGAAGUUCGCGCGUACGUCUCGUUGAUCCCCAUGAUCACUGCCAUGGCGCAAGAGACGAUACCCUUUAAAAUCGACGGCUUACAGUCCAACGACGUGCUAUUCGCCGGAGAGGAGGCGUACGUGGAAGAAGCCACCGAGCUC
This is a messenger RNA of Ostreococcus lucimarinus CCE9901, 2211 nucleotides long. RefSeq lists its product with no specific name. Lineage: Eukaryota; Viridiplantae; Chlorophyta; Mamiellophyceae; Mamiellales; Bathycoccaceae. Gene Ontology annotation, cellular component: endosome. The transcript has a single exon. The record is from RefSeq and is a predicted model, not a curated record. The annotation marks the transcript as partial. Gene Ontology annotation, biological process: endocytic recycling.